Umbelopsis ramanniana AG is the source of this 1377-nucleotide messenger RNA. RefSeq lists its product as uncharacterized. Gene Ontology annotation, molecular function: NADH dehydrogenase activity. NCBI's taxonomy places the organism in Eukaryota, Fungi, Mucoromycota, Umbelopsidomycetes, Umbelopsidales, Umbelopsidaceae. The transcript has 14 exons. The coding region runs from base 1 to 1377 and encodes 458 amino acids. The record is from RefSeq and is a predicted model, not a curated record.
AUGAAUACUGUGAAAACACUGCUGAAUAAGCCUACUACGCCUGUUCGCACUCUUGCUGAGCUCAAUGCACGGGCUGUACAUAACACAAAAACAAGAACCUUGACGCACUCCCAAGGUCGCAUUGUCGUACUGGGUUCUGGCUGGGCAGGAUUCAAGUUUAUGAAAGAUCUUAGUCGAAAGGAUUAUGAAGUGACAGUAGUGUCGCCUCGUAAUUAUUUCGUAUUUACGCCAUUACUAGCAAGUACCUCUGUUGGCACUCUUGAAUUCAGAUGCGCCACGGAACCAGUGCGUGGAUAUUCUCACAACAUCGACUACCACCAAGCGUGGUGUGAUAAAAUAGAUAUCGAGAACCAAGUAGUGCAUUGCACAUCCAAUCUAGACGAUAACAAAGGGAGCCCUUUCACCUUGGACUACGAUAAGCUCAUUAUUAGUGUUGGUUCUUAUUCGAAUACAUUUGGAAUUCCUGGCGUCAAGGAGCAUGGACUCUUUUUGAAAGAUAUACAAGACGCCAGAAAAAUUCGUGCUCGCUUUGAGUAUGCUGCCCAACCAGGUCUGAGUGACAAAGAAAAAUCUGAGAAGCUUCAUUUUGCUGUGGUGGGCGGAGGUCCUACUGGCGUCGAAUUCUCUUCGGAAUUGCAUGAUUUUAUUUCCGAAGACCUCUCUCGGCUAUAUCCACAAUUAAUGGCUCAUACACGGAUGACCUUGUACGAUGUAGCGCCUCAAAUUCUUGGAACAUUUGACCAAAACCUGUCUGCAUAUGCGACCCGAAAAUUCGCUCGUAGAGGCAUCCAAAUUAAGACUGGCCGACAAGUAUUAGAAGUAAUGAAAGACCGUCUCAUUGUCAAAGACGAUGGUGAAGUGCCUUUUGGUAUGCUGGUGUGGUCUACGGGCUUGAUGCAGAAUCCUCUUGUGGAAUCAUGCCAGAAUGCGCUGAAGGAUGCGCAUAGCCAUCGAUUGAUGACGGAUAGCUAUCUACGAGUGUUGGCAAAGGACGGUCAAGGCGUGCUACCAAAUAUCUACGCCAUGGGGGAUUGUGCUACUAUCAAGGACCAUGACUUGCCUGCAACUGCACAAGUGGCACAACAGAAAGCCCAGUACCUUGGCGAUGUUUUCAACAAGGCUGCUAAAAAUGGACUAGACACUGAAGUACCAGAGUUUAGUUUUCACAACAGAGGUUCGAUGGCUUAUAUUGGGUCUUGGGAAGCUGUGGUAGACAUGACCCCUGUCCAUAAAAAAGCAUCAGAGGGAGGACAUUUGGCUUGGUUUUUCUGGAGAUCUGCUUAUUUGAGCAUGUCCGUCAGUUUCCGUAACAAGAUGUUGAUCCCAAUGUUUUGGUUUCUCACAUGGAUGUCAGGUAGAGACAUUACCAAAUUUUAA